AUGGAUAACGACAAAGGUGUUUCAACUAAUGGUGGUAUUGGAGAACUUGUUCGUAUUGUGGAUAAUCAUCUUAAUAUAAUGAGACCAUCUCCAGGUUUAAGUUCAACACGUACUUAUACUCCACCAUUAAUGGGCACAUCUGCUCGUAUAGCUAAACGUCGAGUAGAUGGUGAUACAGGACCAAUACGUAUAGAAGGUACAGAUACAUAUAAUCAACCAUUACAACAUCAAUAUCAAAACGUUCGACAAAUAUUGGAACAACAACAACCGAAUCAAAUAUCAAAUGUUGAUCAAUCAAAGCAUUCAAGGUCAUUACCGAAUGCACAACGAGAUUUUUUUGACAAACACUCUUCAUCACCAUUGUCAACUUAUGAUACUCCACCACAUGAACAACAACAACAACAACAACAACCACCACCAAUACAAAAAAUAGUUACAACUAUAACAACAACUACAUCAUCAACGCCAACACUAGCUAAUCAAACACCAUCAUCAAGUAAUCGUGUACUUGAACAAUCGACUGAAACUAAUAUUAAAACAUUUAAAAAUGAUUCUCAACAACCACAUAUUAUUGAACAUAGAGAAAAAUAUCAAGAAUUUUCAGAUUCAUCUAAUUAUGAUAUUCAUCGUUUGCCAAAGUUACCAAUAACAAAAACCAGUGGUGCUACCGACCUUGAUCAAGUUCAAGCAGAAGUUGAUCGUUUAACUGAUGAUCAUCAAGCUAUUCAACAAUGGACACAUUUACUUCAAGAACAUAAUGUAAAAGUAACAAAUGAAUAUAAACGUUUACCAUCACAAUCGAAUACAACUCCAACUAAUACAACAGCAAAUCCAUUAAAUACUAUUGUUAUUGAUCAAGCUAAUAAAACAACAACAACAAGUGAAUUUACUGUUAUUGAUGCUUUACUUGAUAAUCCAUUAGGAUCAAAUGAUGAUAAACAAAAUAGUGUUUUACAUAAACGUUUUAAUGAUAUUUUAUCAAAUAUACGAAAUUCUGAAUAUGUGAAUUUAUUUAAAAAUUCAACAGCAAAAAAAAUAUUAAAAAAAUCUACGACUGAAACUGUUAAUACUCCGCUAAUGCGUAAACAAACACACUUCACAGAAUCAAAUAUCGAAAUGAUUUCGAGUUCUACUGAACAAACACCUUUACUUAAUUCAAAAGAGAAGAAAAAACAAGACAAAGUAAAUAAGAAAAAAACAAAAACAAAAACUAAGUCAAAAAAAUUAUCAAAAGACGUAGAUUAUCAAGUUAUUGAUGCUAUUAUUAAUAGCCCUAUUUCACUAUAUCUACCAGAUUCGUAUUUAGCUAAAUACAAAGUUAUGUCUCCAUUAUCUCAAGUAUCUUCUAUUCCGUCAAUAACAUCAAAAGAUAAUGGCAUCUCAAUGUCUCAACAAUUGGACAUCAAGGCUAACAACGAGACAGUCUAUAACCUUGUCCAAAUUGUAAAUGAACUUUUCUUACAUCAUGCGGCUGCUUUAACUAUAUUAGGUAGUACACCAAAAAAGAAAUUACAAAACCCAGUUAAACCUAGUGUUUUAAGUGAACUUGUUUAUCAUCAACAACAACAGCAACCAUUGAUGAAUUCUAAUCAAUCUGAAACACAAUUACAAUCAGAACCGAUUAAACCUCGUGUUCUUUAUCGAUAUAUAGAUGAACAAGGAAAUGUACUUAAACUAUCACCAACAUCACCAUCACAAUUGCGUGAAAGUAUAUCAGAUCAAUCACAACAAUAUUCAUAUCGAAAUAUUGAACCAGCAUAUACUUAUAAUCGACAAAUAACUAGAGAUGACGAACAACAUCUUCGUCGAGUACCUGAGCAUGAACAACGUAUAACAAGACAAGAUGAAUCAAGAUUGCCAACAACAACAACAAUAACAAAACAAGAUUUAGAAUUACGAAAUAAAAAUAUAUCACAAUUAAGUAACCGAUCAUCAGACUUAGAUACAAUUACACCAGAACCAUCACAACAAUAUUCAUAUCGAAAUAUUGAACCAGCAUAUAUUUAUAAUAAAAAAAUAACAAAAGAUGACGAACAACAUCUUCGUCGAGUACCUGAGCAUGAACAACGUAUAACAAGACAAGAUGAAUCAAGACUGCCAACAGCAAUAGCAAAACUAGAUUUUAAAUCAGGAAAUGAAAAUGUAUCACAAAUCAAUGAAAAACCAUUACCCAUAGUAUAUAAUAUACCAAUAUCGAUUGAAAGUGAACAUACAAUAAAAUCUCCUUCUCAACAACAACGUAUACAUCAUCAUCCAAAUCAACAAAAUGUUUCAUUAAGUUGGCUACCACUUUCUCAUCAAUCAGAACAACAAUAUAUACCAACUGGUCCAAUCAAUUACGAGACAGAUUCAUCAAUGAGUGAACAUUCACCAAUGUAUUGUGUGCACGAUUAUAUACCUAUACAUGCUCAUCAUCAUCAUCAUCAUAAUCAAGCAACAUUUCCCCCAAAUACUUGUUGUCAUCAUCAUCAACAUUUACCGGAUCAUGUUCAAUACCCUUCUUCACCAUCUGUAUCUUAUAUUAGUCCAAAUAUAAUACCGGAAUAUAGUAGUACGGGUUUUUCUCGAAAUUAUAUUGAAGUAUUUCGUGAUGGUGGAACAAUACCAAGUGAAGUUUAUUCAUUACCAAUAAAUGAACCUAUACCAACAAAUUAUUCUCAUGCCUGUCAUGAUCACUGUGAGAACAAACAUCAUCCAGCAUCUUCAAUAAAUUUACAAUAUGAAAAAAACAUUCCAUCAACAUCAAAUCGUGAUCAAUGUCAUUCUCGUACAAUAGAAACUAGUCCCAAUCAUGAUAAUCUUUAUUUUGAUACUUAUUUACCUCAAUCAAAAUCAUUUGAUUAUCGUCCUUUACGUACAAAACUUCAACGUGAACAUAAAAUCACACCACGUUUACUUGUUGAGGAGUGGGAUCAUCCUCAACAAUCUAUAUCUACCGAUUAUAAUAAACAAAGGAGUACUUCAUCAACAGAUGAAGUUUUUAUAAAUAAUAAUCAUGAUAAUAAUACAAAAAACAAGACUUAA
Rotaria sp. Silwood2 is the source of this 3024-nucleotide messenger RNA. The record is from the annotation of a GenBank genome assembly. NCBI's taxonomy places the organism in Eukaryota, Metazoa, Rotifera, Eurotatoria, Philodinida, Philodinidae.